CCGCUAUAGUCGGUGUGUCCGUUACAACAAUGUGACAGGAAUUUCAUUUACAACCAAAGUGCAGUGCGUACGCAUAUAGAAACGCUUUAAAUUCGAAUUUUUCGUAAACAUGGUGUACUAAGUGGUGCAAAGUGGUUUGAUGACUUAAAGGAGCAGUGAUUUUUCUCGGGUUCAUGGUUUAAGCGAUGAUUAACACCAUGUAACAUAUUGGGAGAACGUUGGCCCAACGGGUCUUAAAAUGGACAUAAGAUAAACUAAAUAUGAGAUUAUUCCACCGGAUAGCAAUAUUUCCGAUGAUUUUGAUUUUCGAUCAAAAUCAUGCUGAAACAUAUGUUGAACACGAACGGGCAGCUGGCCAAUCGCAGCGUCUCGCGACCAGAUAGCUCGAUUGUGAUGGAACCCAGGGACCAGCCGUCGCGCUACAGAUCUCCGAACGGGAACACGUCGAGGAUAUCGCAGCAGUACCCCCUGAAUGUCACGCAGCUGCACAAUGCCACGUUGGACAACUCCAAGCACUCGAUAUAUAGCACCGCGGUGCUAUCUCCGGCGAACAAGAGCCUCAACGGCGGCUUGAAUAUUUCGCGAGCGAGGAACCAGAGUACGGUGAACAAGUUCAUCGCUAAAUCCAAGGAAGUCGGGGUGAAGGAGAUGCUAGUGAGUCUGGGACUACUGUGUUUAGUGAGUUUGCUGCUAGCGCUGCUGUCGCUGAUUUUCCUACUGAAAAUAUCGCCUGUGACCGCGAACGAUAUACGCGAGUUGCUAAGGGCCGAACAAUUGACUGUUAUCACAGCUGAAGAGUAUGUGGUGGUGUACGAGGUUACGUUAGCCCUGUGCGCGCUAACAUUGUCCCUGAAUUUGUGUUGUCUUCUUGUAUGCGCCAUACAAUUCCUCUUUGCAGUGAAGUUAGUGAAAAGUCCUCACGGAGGGAACGAUCGAACGAACAAAUAUCUUCAAAAGUCGUCGGUAAGCAGAGUAUGCGCUGUGGGAGGAUUCUUCAUAUCAAUACCCGUAUUUUUAACAGGUAUAAUUCUCUACACGUUCAUACAAUUCCACUCGACACCCGCCAUAGUGACCAGCGUGUUCAUAGGCUUGGGCAUAAUAUUCUGCGGCUGCGCGAUGGUGCACAACGUCUUCAUUUGGCAGCGCGAAAAGACCAACGCGGUGAAAGAGCUAGCGUUGCAGCAGCACGAGCAGUCUGCGCACCACAAUUCCUAUCACAGUCUCAGUGCGCAGCAGCCGCACGCGAGCAACUACAACAGUUAUGCGCACUCGAUGGCCACGAUUCACGGCAACGGGCCGUACAUAGUGAGACCGUCGACUACGACGCCGCCCAGCGGCGAGAACAUGAACCUCAACAAGCUGACGCAUCCGCGCGAAGCCAGCGGCAGCGUCAGCCCUGGUAUGCCGAAUACGACGCUCGAAUUGAGCAGCGUCGGCACGACGAAUUCGCCGCACGAGUUGUCCACGUUGGUGUGAACCGUCCUUAAUGUUCGUAGAUAAUUUCUGUUUUAAUAUUGCCCGAGCGUUUUUUUU
Messenger RNA from Brassicogethes aeneus, 1533 nucleotides. The record is from the annotation of a GenBank genome assembly. NCBI's taxonomy places the organism in Eukaryota, Metazoa, Arthropoda, Insecta, Coleoptera, Nitidulidae.